Molecule: messenger RNA, 1777 nt
Organism: Theobroma cacao (cacao)
Lineage: Eukaryota; Viridiplantae; Streptophyta; Magnoliopsida; Malvales; Malvaceae
Gene: CPD
Product: Cytochrome P450 superfamily protein
Biological process (GO): brassinosteroid biosynthetic process; multicellular organism development; sterol metabolic process
Molecular function (GO): monooxygenase activity; heme binding; iron ion binding
Source: RefSeq, a predicted model, not a curated record
UAUAUUCAUAAAUCUUUUCUUUUUUUCCUUUUUUGUAUUUGAUUUCUCUUUUAACUUAAUCUCAAAAAGGAGAAGAACCUUUUUUAUUUUUUGUUGUUUGUCAUGGCUUUCUUUGUUUUCUACUAUCUCUGUUUCACCGCCGUCGUCUCCGCCGUCUUCUUCCUCCUCCUCCGUUCUUCCCGUCUCCGGCGCCUCUGUUUGCCGCCGGGAAACUUGGGUUUACCUUUCGUCGGGGAGACUUUACAGCUCAUAGCUGCUUACAAGACCGAGAACCCCGAACCCUUUAUCGACGAGAGGGUGAGCCGGUACGGUUCAAUCUUCACCACCCAUGUUUUCGGCGAACCCACUGUUUUCUCAGCUGACCCCGAAACCAACCGGUUCAUCUUGCAAAACGAAGGGAAGCUCUUCGAGUGUAGUUACCCCGGUUCGAUAUCGAAUUUGCUUGGCAAACAUUCAUUGCUCUUGAUGAAAGGAAGCCUCCACAAAAGAAUGCACUCCUUGACCAUGAGCUUCGCUAACUCGUCGAUUAUCAGGGAUCAUCUUUUGGUCGAUAUAGACCGGUUGGUCCGGCUCAACUUGGAUUCCUGGACCGACCGCGUCUUCCUCAUGGAAGAAGCGAAGAAGAUUACUUUUGAGUUAACAGUGAAGCAGCUGAUGAGCUUUGAUCCUGGUGAAUGGAGUGAGAGUUUGAGAAAAGAAUACGUUCUUGUCAUUGAAGGCUUCUUCACUGUCCCUUUGCCUCUCUUUUCCACCACCUACCGUCGAGCAAUCAAAGCGAGAACAAAGGUGGCAGAGGCAUUGAGCUUGAUAGUAAGGGAGAGGAGGAAAGAGUUUGAAGGAGGGGAAAGGAAGAACGACAUGUUGGCAGCUUUAUUAGCAGGGGAUGACAACUUUUCCGAUGAGGAAAUUGUUGAUUUCUUGGUAGCUUUGCUUGUUGCUGGCUAUGAAACAACCUCAACUAUCAUGACUCUUGCUGUCAAGUUCUUGACUGAGACCCCUCUUGCUUUGGCUCAACUCAAGGAAGAGCACGAGGGGAUUAGAGCAAAGAAAAGUGAGUCAGAGGCUCUAGAAUGGAUUGAUUAUAAGUCAAUGCCAUUCACUCAAUGUGUUGUUAAUGAGACAUUGCGAGUAGCAAACAUAAUCAGCGGAGUCUUCAGGCGAGCAAUGACAGAUAUCAACAUAAAAGGUUAUACAAUUCCAAAGGGUUGGAGGGUUUUUGCAUCGUUUCGGGCUGUACAUCUCGACCAUGAUCACUUCAAAGAUGCUCGCACUUUCAAUCCAUGGAGAUGGCAGAAUAACUCCGGGAUGAGCUGUCCUGGAAACGUUUACACACCGUUCGGAGGAGGGCCUCGACUCUGCCCGGGUUAUGAGCUUGCUAGAGUAGAACUCUCUGUAUUUCUACACCACCUUGUAACUCGGUUCAGUUGGGUUCCUGCUGAAGAAGAUAAGUUGGUAUUCUUCCCAACAACCCGAACACAGAAGCGGUAUCCGAUCAACGUGCAGCGUCGUCUUCAGAACGCAACAUUAGCCACAUAAAGAGUUCAGACAGAAAAGCCAGGAAGAGAGGAAAAACAAGAAGGAAAAUGGAGUUUUAAGAUAAUGUAGGAAGAGAGGUGUAAUCAUUUUGGAUGGAUCGGAUGCAAUAAUCAAAAUUUUUUUUUUAAAAAAGUAGAGUUAGUGAAUGUAAAUUAACUAAAUUCUUAUGUGUUGGGGAGUUGCGAUAUUGGUAGGAAGAAGAGGCAGUGGGCAUCAUUUUGCUCCAUAUUCAAGUUUGUAA